Molecule: messenger RNA, 1524 nt
Organism: Ochotona princeps (American pika)
Lineage: Eukaryota; Metazoa; Chordata; Mammalia; Lagomorpha; Ochotonidae
Gene: PRSS16
Product: serine protease 16
Exons: 12
Coding region: 1-1524 (507 amino acids)
Biological process (GO): proteolysis
Cellular component (GO): lysosome; endosome
Molecular function (GO): dipeptidyl-peptidase activity; serine-type exopeptidase activity
Source: RefSeq, a predicted model, not a curated record
AUGGAGGCCAGGCCUGGCUUGGGGCUGGGGCCCCUGCUCCUCUUUUCCCUCUGGGGGGUCACAGCUCCAGCUGCCCUCCUCAGACGCCUGGGGGAGCACAUUCAACGAUUUCAGGGGAGUUCUGGCCUGGGCCUGGCUCCUGGGGCUGCGGUCUUUCCCAAAGAGGGGUGGCUGGAGCAGCCCCUGGACCCCUUCAACACCUCCGACAGACGGUCCUUCCUGCAGCGAUACUGGGUGAACGACCAGCACUGGGCUGCCCAGGACGGCCCCGUCUUUCUGCACCUGGGAGGCGAGGGCACCCUCGGGCCUGGCUCUGUCACCAGAGGGCACCCCGCAGCCCUGGCGCCUGCCUGGGGGGCCUUGGUGAUAGGCCUGGAGCACCGAUUCUACGGGCUCAGUAUACCCGCAGGGGGCCUGGACACCGCCCAGCUCCGUUUCCUGUCCAGUCGCCAUGCGCUGGCUGACGUGGCCUCGGCCCGCCAGGCGCUGUCUCGCCUCCUCAACGUCUCCUCCGCCAGCCCCUGGGUUUGCUUCGGAGGUUCCUACGCCGGCUCCUUGGCCGCCUGGGCCAGGCUGAAGUUCCCGCAUCUCAUCUCCGCCUCCGUCGCCUCCUCCGCCCCGGUGCUAGCCGCGCUGGAUUUCUCCGAAUACAACGACGUGGUUUCCAGAAGUCUAACGAACGCGGGCAUCGGAGGAUCCCAGGAGUGCCUCGCGGCGGCGUCCGCGGCCUUCGCUGAAGUGGAACGUAGGCUGCGUGCGGGCGGGCCGGCGCGGGCGGCGCUGCGGCCGGAGCUGGGCGCGUGCGGGCGCCUGGGCAGCGCGGCUGACCGCGCGGAGCUGCUCGGGGCGCUGCAAGCCGUGGUGGGCGGCGCGGUGCAGUACGACGGGCAAGCGGGGACGCCGCUGGGCGUGCGGAGGCUGUGCGCACUGCUGCUCGCGGGCGCCGGGCGCCGAGCCUCCGCGCCCUACGGCGGGCUGCGCCGCGCGGUGCAGAUCGUCACGCGCAGCCUGGGCCAGAGGUGUUUAAGCUUCUCCCGAGCAGCGACCGUGGCACAGCUGAGGGCCACAGAACCACAGGUGUCCGACUUGGGUGACAGGCAGUGGCUGUACCAGACGUGUACCGAGUUCGGCUUCUAUGUCUCCUGUGAGGGUGUGUCGUGCCCCUUCUCGGCGCUCCCAGCACUGCCCUCCCACCUGGAUCUGUGUGAGCAGGUGUUUGGACUCUCGGCUUCUUCUGUCACCCAGGCCGUGGCCCAGACAAAUACCUACUAUGGUGGCCAGAGCCCCGGUGCCACCCGCGUGCUGUUCGUUAAUGGAGACAUAGACCCCUGGCAUGUGCUGAGUGUGACACAGGCCUUGGGACCCUCAACACCGGCCCUUCUCAUCCCUGGGGCCUCCCACUGCUCAGACAUGGCACCCGAGAGACCUUCAGACUCCCCCAGCAUCCGCCACGGGCGCCAGAGCAUCUUCCUGCAGCUGCAGGCCUGGCUCGGGCCAGCCAAGGAGAACCAGGAUGCAAGCUGA